This is a messenger RNA of Styela clava, 5562 nucleotides long. RefSeq names its product focadhesin-like. Gene Ontology annotation, biological process: regulation of post-transcriptional gene silencing. Lineage: Eukaryota; Metazoa; Chordata; Ascidiacea; Stolidobranchia; Styelidae. The record is from RefSeq and is a predicted model, not a curated record.
UCUCAAAGGUUCUAGUCAUUAUAUGCAUAUGAAAUAGAUUAUUAGAGCAAACAUGACGGAGACGAUUAAAAACAAACUGGAAUUUCCUCACUAUUUUGUCAGAAUUCAAGCUAUUGAACAAUUGCAGACAUCUGCAAGACAUAAACUCAAAACUGGACAAAAACUGAUUUCAGAAUUGGAUAUUCUAUGGCAAAAGUGCUGUGAAUCGAAUGAUUCCAAUACAGCAUGUGCAUGUGCAAAUGCGAUUGUGACUCUGGCCAGAGAAGGAUUGUUGGAUGGAAAUAAAGUGGUUUCAACAGCAGUGAAUUUUUCCUCUCACGCUCCUUGUAUUAGUUGGCUGCUUCACAUCAUUGGUCAAUUACUCAAGUUAGAUGUUUUGAAACAAGUUCAGUCUUGCAAUGAUGCUGUUUUAUAUCGCUGUCCAUAUAAUUUUAGAUCUCCACCCCAUCCAUUUAUAUCCAUUCUUUCAAGCAGUCCAAAUGCAUGGCAUUUAGUGGUUUUGCAAAUUGAAAACUUAUUACAAAUUGACAUUGAUAAUUCUGAUACAAAUCUACUAAAUGGAAUGUUUGCAAUAUUAAAACCAAUUAUUUUGUACAUUCUAUUAAACCCAUCAACUGCAAAUGAAGUGGAUUUAUGCAGAUUUAGACUGUUGACCUGUUUAUUUGAAAUCAUCAUGAAUGAGGACGAAAGGGAUCAGAAAUUAGAAUUCAAGAAAACUAUAUUUCACGUUCUGGAAUAUCAUGACCCAACAGCUAAUACACUUACAUUUUAUGAAAAAGCUGCAGAACUGAAUGAAAAAAAUAUGAUGCUUCUUUUGAAGAUAUUACGUUUCUGUAUCACCACAUCAGAUGCUUGUAAUAAAUUAAUAGCUAUGAGAAUGCUGAGAAGAAUGACAAAAGAUUGUCACUUUGGUACUGUGGAAUUUGAGCUGAUAUUGGUUGCUAUUGCACGAUUCUUAAAAACCCAGCCUGUCAUAGUUUUAUUUGAUGUUCUGUGUUGGAUACAAUCAUUCAUGGAAUUAAUUGAAGAUGUUUCCAGCAUGAUAGUAGACAUGCUAAGACUCACAUUGUUGCAGUUGCAGCUUUUGUGUAGCAUGAAUUUGAUAGAACCAAAAACGAAGAAUCUUCUUCGCAAGGUAUUCACAAGCUUGGAGGAGAAACAAUCCAAUGUAGCAAAUAAAGCAUUCAAAUCUUCUUCAAGUGAAUAUUGUAUUUUGGAUAACUAUGGAAAUGAAGUAUUGUCAUUUGCAAUUACACUUGAGAGAAUUUCUUCAGAUCCUCUACUUUGGCUAAACUCAAUUGAAAAUUUACUCGCAAACAAUUCCGUUGAUAAAAGUGAUAUUUCAAACAUUACUCAUUUGUUAUUAACCUUGCUGCUGAAUACAGCAAAAUUGGAUAUUGGAGAUGAGUAUGUGUCAAAUGUUUUCAGCCACACUUUAAACUGUCUGAUGAAACUAGCCGAUGCAAACCCUCAAUGUUCAUAUUCAAUUUUGCCAGUUUACAUAUAUUUAAUCAAGUGUUCUGAUAUGAUAAUUGUCCACAGGGUUUUCUAUGCACUACCUAGUUUGGCAAACCAUCCUUAUUGUGUGUCACCCAUUUUGAAUAUUUUAAAAUCAAUGUCAUCUAGUCCAUCUCUAAAACCAUUGGCACUAAGGCUUUUGAUUAAUGUUUGGAAGAAUCAAGAUCGUUGUUAUCCACACAUACAAACAAUGAUAUCUGGUGAUGUGAACAGCAUUUGGAAGAAAGAUGAUAAUUAUGAUUUUCAUUUCGUGAAAGGUCUUGCCAUUUGUACAAUAUGUAAAUACCGACCUCAUCAAUAUGGAAGUGAUAUGCUGAAGCUAAUAAAUCGUUUAAUUAUGACACCUGGUCAAGGUAAAUGCCAUAUUGGAAUGGUUUCACUUGCAUUAGAAGCUCUGUACUUUUUAUGUGAAAGCAAAGUCUUGAAUUUAAAAACAAUGUGGGAUGAGGUCGGGCCUCAUUUACAGAAACAGACUGAAGCACUCAUAUGUGCAGGUGUUUUGAAACUUUUAUCACUUGUUCCCAGCUUCAUGACGGAUUCUCAAGAGUAUGAAACUUUCCUUGGAAUUACUUUACCAUGGGUUUGGAAUAAACUUAACAGUACAGAUGAUAUCUCAAUUGUUGAUGCAGCCUUGCAAAGUUUGUCUCACUUUGAUUAUUUGAAUUUUAAAGUUAAGCAUUUCCCGUCAUCUCUUAGGCCACAAAAAAGUGACGAAAUUUCAGAGGAAGAAUAUCUGGAAAAGCCGGUUCCUGGUUCAUGUUUUGGAAAACUUUUACUUACAGUCAACAGUAAAAACUUUGAAUCAUUUCAAAAAUUAUCUUCAUCAAUUCUAAAACAAGAACUGAAAAGUCUUCCGAGGGACAUACAUCACAGAGCAAUGAAAUCACAGUUACAGGCAUCACAACCCAAGCCAUUAAAAGCUAUUCCUGAGUUUAUUGUGAAUUUCUAUGAGCGAAAUAAACAACCAGCAAUGAAGGCAAGUUUAGCCUCUAGUUUGCUUUUAUGUUACCGUUCUUCACCAGAAUUAGAUAGCUCUGGUAAUCCACUUCCAAAAUCAUUGGUCUCACAAGGAAGAAAAGUGAUUGACAUACUGAAAGCAUUACUGAAGGAAGUGUUUAUUGAGCCAAAUAACUGGCAAAGUUUGUUAUGGUGUGCACAUGGUUGGAAGGUUUUUAUGAAGAGAUGUGUAAAUAUUGUGAUAGUUGGCAGGCUUGCUGAGCUUAAUAUGCAAAAAUUAAGAGAUGAUGGUGAUUCCACUGAGGCGCAAGAGGAAUUGGAACAAAAGAUAAACACUGUUAAUUUAUGGUGCAGAGAUAAAAUUAUGAAUGUUUUGAAGGCUGCUUCUAAAGGAAACCCCAGCUCUCAGGGAAAUGCUGUAUUUGCAUUAGCAGCUCUAAUUAUUGCAACAAACACCGGUGAGAAUGAUAUGAAUGAAGAGAAUACUGCCGAGACAAAAAUUGACACAGAAUUCCUUAAAAUGUCACAUUGGACAACAAUGGCCAUUGAUACAUUGAUGAGCAUAGCAAAUCCGAAACAUAUUCCAAGUGGAAGAAUUAUGUCUUGGUGUCAAUAUAGAGCUGUAUCAUCCACUGGUAAGCUUAGCACAACUCAAUUAGGUAAAAUAUGUGCUAUUCAUGCCCUGCCAUUCAUCACAUUGGUUACAAUGCAAAAACACAGUGGAAAAGUUCUUGAAAUGCUUGCAUUCUUGAGAAAGACUAAUUUAUCAGAAGAAGGCAUAACUUUUCACAGCUUUCUUGCCUUGGGCCACAUUCUGAGCGUUAUCUAUCAUGAAAACCUGAAUGAUCAAUUCACAAAUGACGGUGUGUUACUUAUCCAAAAGUGUUUAGAAAUGCUUUAUGAAAAUUUGAACAAUAUCCUGAAAAACAAUGAUAAACAGCUACAGGAUAAUCUUGGAUGCCUGCUUGGUUUUGGGUUAGCUUUCUCAUCUAAACUCCAAAGCUCUGAUCCAUCAUUCAAUGUCGCUGGUAAAGAAGUCAUUUUUAAAUUGAAAGAAAGUCUGAAAAAUGAAGAUCAUUCACCUGAAUGUGCACAAACACUUGCAACUAUUUUGACAUGGACUCACCUCUCUGCAUUUUCCAAUGGUAUAUUUGCAAAUGAUGAAGUAAACAGUUUGGUGGAUAUUCUUCACACUGUUGUAGAUGAAAAUCCAUCUAAAUCUGGUCUUAGUGAAUCACUAGGAACUUUGUGCAAUGGAAUUUUUCUUUUUGGUGAGGGUUCAAUUAGUGAAACAAUGAAUUCACUUUUCAGCAAAUGGUAUGCAAAUUUAAGUAAGGGUCAAAUACCAACUCGGGAAAAGCUUGCAUCUAUUACUGGUAUAAGUGCCUUGGUCGGGGCAAACUCCACUCUAUCCCCUGUUGCUGUGGAUCCCUCCAUGUUGGGAUCUAGUCAGUACUUGUCUAAACUAUCUGGUGUUGUGAAAUCACUGCGUCUAUUAGCAAGGAAUUCUGAUGAUCCGGGAGUUCCUACUAAAGCUACCAUACUUUUGGGUCACUUAUAUAUGUCACUAGAAAGCAACAGCAGCACUAUUGGUUCCAUUUUGCCACCAUCCUAUGAAUACUUACCACAUACCAGCAUUUUGAAAUGUUUAUACAAUCUUUGUAUAGAAGCAAUAAAACCAGAUAAUGUGAUGAAAGGUGAUAUACUCGAUGUAAUCAUGAGAGUUAUAUCUCAAAAUUCGUGGGAUUUUAAGCUUCCUCCAGUGAAUUGGACUUCGGUGCUUUCUCCUUUGCUUCUAGGUAGUUACAGCGAAACAACAAUAAACUCUGUUAUAUCAAUCCUACUUUCACAGUGCAAUCAUUCAUCAGCAUGCUCUUCUCUUUUAUCUAUAUGGAUUUCUAUGAAAAAAUUUGAAUCUAUUCCUUCCUCUGCUCAAGCACUAAUCUAUCAAAAUCUGGAUAAAGUAAUAAGAUGUCAGGAAGAUUUAAAAAUAGCCGACUUUCUUGAGUUAAUAGCAACUCGAUGUAUUGAUAUGCCUUGGAACUCCGACCAAUUUCAAGUAAUGCGUGUGGCCAUCAUAGAUGGUUUAACUAAAUCAUUGAGACAAUCUAGUGCUUUGGCUUCUGGUAUCAAUGAUAUGUUGUAUAACACGGUUGAAGGAUUGUUUAUGAAUUUACCUUUUAUGUGUGACAAUAAAAGACAUAUAGACGUUUUACGAAAGUUGUCUGAAUGCAUAGAAUGCCUGCCUGAUGCCAAUGCGUUGCUUUCAAAUUACGAAGUUGAAAAUGCUCUUUCCAGGAAUCUUCUAAAGUGCUUAUUUAUCAGGUGUUGCUGUACACUUACUGGUACACAUCCACUGAACAUGUGUAAUAAUACAAUUCUCAAGUGUGGUAAAGAUGAAAGUAUUCGUAAUGAGUCUUUGUGGAUCAUUGGUCAAUGUUUAUGUGGUAUUGGAAGAAAAGAACAAGUGCAUAGCCAGAUUGAAUGGCUACAAGAACUGAUGGGUGAGAUUAAGAAAAUAGUCAAAUCUUCAGAGAAACUCUAUCAUGGGCUGUUAGAUUAUUGUAUUGAUAUAUUAUCUAUGGCAGUUGCUUUUUGGUCAACUGCUGGGAGUUCUUUGCCCAUUAUGGGACACUACAAGAAUAGUUACAUGAUUUUGAAAGUUCAGUCUACAUGUCUAAAUGACUGCAAACAUAUGUUUCCGCUCUCCCUAUCAAUGUUAUACAAGUCCGAGAAAUGGGAAAAUUUAAUAAAGCAUAUGACUGAUUGGUUGAUAAUGAUUUUGCAGAAGGUAAAUGUCAUUGGUUCAAUGCAAAGUUGGGAACAACCAUUUAGAGGUGCUCUGUAUGCAGCUGUUAAUACAAAAGGAUACCAAUUACCCUCAGUUUGGUGCAAAGUAGUAACUGCAAUUGUCAAGCCGAUGCUUAGACAAGAUAAUUGAUGGUCUACAAUCAUGAUUCAAAUUUAAUAUCUUUAAGCAAUUAUUUUAUGUUGAGCAUUCCUGCUACUGAUCUUGUCACUGUCAAACACCAUUCACUUUUUAUAGUUGGUAUGGUUUGUUAAAAUAAAAGUCAUAUAUAUAUACGA